This is a messenger RNA of Rodentolepis nana, 1101 nucleotides long. The record is from the annotation of a GenBank genome assembly. NCBI's taxonomy places the organism in Eukaryota, Metazoa, Platyhelminthes, Cestoda, Cyclophyllidea, Hymenolepididae.
ACAGAAGAACCCGCCAUCCCCGAAGUUGCAGUUGGUUCCUCUGAACAUCAAGUAAUAAAGACUGAAACGUCGACUUCUGAAGCUGAUCUCUGCGCAUCUUUACAAGCUUGUAUCACAAGCACCUCGCCCUCUCACGCCUUGAAAUCUUACCGUGAUAAUUUAACAUCUGCUUAUUCUCUUGAAGACACUGCUUCAAUCGGUAAAACUUCAGUUGUGAUUCGUAAACCUACUGGUGUUGAUAAACCGGCGACGGGGCUGGCUGCGAUUAAAGUGGAAGGACCGAUUGAUGUUUCCAGCGAGUCUAUUCCUCCUACCUCAUCAGAUCAUGAAAUUCCAGCUGAUACUGCUGAGAUGAAAUGUAAUUCAGAAAAUGCAACCCAAGUUAUCCCUUCUGAGAUUUCUACGCCUACUGCAAUUGAAUACUUUGAAAGCACACAACCGAGCCCUACGCCGACUGAUUCUUCGAUUUCAACGCUUGGAGGGGGAGAUAAAAAGAAAAAGAAGAAGAAGAAGCAGGUUUGUCGAAAAACUACGGCAUCCUCACCUGAAAUUAAUACUCCUCUUGUCCAUCCCGCUUCUCCCUCGCCCACGCCAAAUUUGCCGUCAAUAUCUGCGGAGUUGAACAGGCUCAAGUUUACUAAUCCAGGAAAAAUGAAUGAGGAGAUUUCUUUCACCUGGAAUCAUGGAAACGUCACGAGGGGAUUUAGACGACAGCAUACGCAAACUGCUUCAACUAAUAGUUCGGUAAAUGGUUCCGAAACGACAGAUUCAGCUUCAAUCAACUGGACCCAAGAGGAAGGCUACAUGGCCCGAGGUCAUGUCAAACAGAUGGAAAUGCAUGAUCAGCUGUGCAGAACCAACAGUUUCGAUCCUCCCCUCUAUGAUUCGCGAGGUCUAAUUUUGGCUACCAUGGAGGAUCGUUGUGAUUGUAUGCGUCUGGGGUGUCCUGGAUGCUUCUUGCCGUGUCGACGUUGUCAUAAGACGAAAUGCGGACCUCUUUGUCGUAUCCUGCGAAACUUCCAAUAUGAACAGGCAUGUUUAGCCAUAUAUACGUACACAGUGGUUGAAUUAGUCUUAGUAGUGGCGGAGGUCUAUCUCUAG